Phlebotomus argentipes is the source of this 4992-nucleotide messenger RNA. RefSeq names its product inactive dipeptidyl peptidase 10. Gene Ontology annotation, molecular function: dipeptidyl-peptidase activity; serine-type peptidase activity. The transcript is spliced from 17 exons. The record is from RefSeq and is a predicted model, not a curated record. Bases 618 to 3176 code for a protein of 852 amino acids. Lineage: Eukaryota; Metazoa; Arthropoda; Insecta; Diptera; Psychodidae. Gene Ontology annotation, biological process: proteolysis.
UUGUCUGUUGCUGGGGUGCGACCCGGCUAUCGUUUCUGUAGAAAGCACUUUCACUGAGUAGAGAUUUUCAUGUGUAUUAAAUUGCAGUUGUUGGUAUUUGACUUGAAAAAAUAUACUUCCCCGCACUCACUUCAUGGAAAUAUCCAAAUGGAAGGUGCAAAAGUGGUGUUGAAAAUUUAAAACUUCCCGUGUAUUGACUCUGUAUGUGACAAAUUACGAUAAAAAUUAAUCUUCCGGACUCUUGGUAAUGAAGAGACGAGCUUGGAAAAACUAGUGGUGUGAAUACAGAAAAGUACAAAAGUUAUAAAUGUUGUGUUUGAGGAAUAUUUGCAAUAUUUCUCCAGAAACUUUUGCCAUUAACUCCACUUGAGAGGUGUGAAAAUUAAUGAAAAUUUAAUUAUUGUAGAAUGAUACAGCAACAGGACUGUACGGAAUGCUUGUGGUGGUGUCUAUAUGCAUAUUAUAACAAUCUGUAACGUUGGGAAUAAUAAUCUCUCUGGCAAAUUUACAUAAAUAAAUUUACUGAGAGGUGCUUGCUGUGUGGUCAGUAGUUAAUACAUUGAAGGCAAGCGUGGCGGGCCAGCAGAUUUUGCGUCUAGGCUCCUGGGGCCUGUGCCAUGCACGCCAGCACAACAACAGACCGGGGCGGGGGUGGCGGUGGCGGAUCAUGGCGUUUACCUCCCGACGAAACUCUGCAAGUUCAGGAUCCCAAGUCCAAAGAAGAGGAUCUGGCAUACACUCAAGAGGGUCACAACUGGAGAAGCAUAAUAUUUUCACUUCUUGUAAUUGGAUUCGUAAUAACAGGCAUUAUAACAGCAAUUUACCUUUUAGGAUACGUAGACGAAUUGCUGUACUGGUCGGGGAGACGUAUGAUAUUAGAUGAAUAUAUACAGGGCGACUUGGCGCCAAAUCGAUUGACACCCACUUGGGUGACUCGUAGUAAGUUCGUUUUUCAAUCUGAUGAUGGGGGCCUUGCUGUUCUGGACACUGCCAAUGAUUCAGUUACAACACUAGUUACAAAUCAUACGCUGAGGCAAUUAAAUGUUAAGGGUUAUCAAUGUACUUCAGAUCUCCGAUAUGUUUUGUUUAAACAUAAUGUGAAACAGGUGUUUCGAAGUUCAUUCACAGCUUUUUAUACCGUUUAUGACGUAACGAAUGAUCAUCACAUGCCAGUUACGUUGAAAGAUUCACCGAAAGUACAACGCACUCGUCUCCAGUUUGCAACGUGGCUGGGGAACACAACCGCCUUGGUAAUUGUCGCUGACAACGAUAUUUACCUUCGACAAUCACCCUCCGAUGAGGAGGAUAUUCGCUUGACGAACACUGGCCAGACGGACACUAUUUACAACGGUGUUCCUGAUUGGCUAUAUCAAGAGGAAAUAUUUUCCUCGCCUGAAGCUAUUUGGGGGUCAUCUGAUGGAACUCAUAUCAUGUACAUGUCAUUCAACGAUUCCAAUGUCAAUGCCAUGUCAUAUCCGUGGUUUUCUGCGGGUCCAAUAAUUGCUUCAAGCGGUGUCACGAGUGGAGGCAUUUUUCCUGAGACUCGCACUAUUCGGUAUCCAACGCCCGGCACUCAAAAUCCCGAAAUUCAGCUAUGGAUUCUCGAUGUGACCAAUAUUACGGAGAUUCAGCGAAAUCGUGUGAAACCACCGGCAGCAUUGGAAGGACAGGAAUACUACUUAACAUCUGCAGAUUGGGUUGCACCCAAUCAUCAAGUAUCUGUUGUAUGGAUAACACGUGCACAAAAUCUUAGUAUUGUUUCCGUUUGCAUUGCACCAAAUUGGACAUGCAUUGAGACACACUCUGAAAAUGCGCCGGAAAAUGAGUGGUUAGAUAUUCUGCCUCAUCCAGUAUUCUCACUCGAUGGGGAUAGUUUUCUCAUGUUGGCGGGAAUUCAGGAAACAGGCACGGAACAUUUUACUCAUAUCAAGCACGUUACAAUAACUCAACAGCGCCUUUCUGUGAUUUCACAUGGAAGAUAUGAGGUCCUCAGAAUCUUGGCAUGGGACAUGGUGAAUCACUUGGUUUACUAUUUAGGUACACAGGAUAAGAAGCCUGGUCAGAAGCACCUCUAUGUGGUGAAGGAUCCAGUGAAUGAGGAUGUUCGGAGAUCCGAACCACAUUGUAUCACUUGCGACCUGGGAGAAGUGCUGUGGAGUAGUCGAUACUAUUAUAGUAAUUGUACCCACUUUGAAGUUCAUAUGAGCCCAACUACUUCCAUUUCAUCAGAUGUAGGAAUUGAAUAUUAUAUCUUGGAGUGCCUCGGUCCAGGACUUCCGCUAUCAGGAGUCCAUUCAGCGGAGACUCAUCGUCUUGUUCGCAUUCUAUAUGAUACUCGACCUUAUCACACAGAGAGACUGCAACAGCUCGCUCUUCCCACCAGUCGUUCCUAUGAAAUACCCCUGUUGCACGGUACGCGGGCACAGGUGCAAAUCCUCCUACCGCCCAGUUGGCGAGAGGAGCUCCGGGAUGCAGCAUUUCCUGUGCUCGUUGAAGUUAAUGGACGGCCUGGCUCACUCACUGUAUCUGAUAAGUUUAGAAUUGAUUGGGGCACUUACAUGUCCAGCCGCAACGAUGUAGUGUACAUUCGAUUGGAUGUGCGCGGCUCCAAGGGCCAGAGCAAAUCAGCCCUGUUUCGGCGAUUGGGCGGCGUUGAAGUGCAGGAUCAACUGUCUGUUCUCAAAUAUUUGCUGGGAACGCUGAAAUUCCUCGAUGAGACUCGCGUGGGAGUUUGGGGAUGGGGCUAUGGCGGAUAUGUGACGUCGAUGCUGAUGGGGUCGCAGCAGAAUGUGUUUAAAUGCGGAAUAGCGGUUUCUCCCAUCACCGAUUGGCUCUAUUACAAUUCUGCAUUUACGGAAAAGAUUCUCGGGCCGCCGGCGGAAAAUUACAAGAACUACGUGGAAGCGGAUGCUACUCAGAGAGCUCGCCAUAUUCCAUCUUACUCGUUCUUCCUUCUACACGGUUUGGCCGAUAACACGGCACCGUACUUGCAUGGGGUUCAGCUGGCUAGAGCACUAACGGAAGCUGGGGUUCUCUUCCGAUAUCAAAGUUACGCGGACGAGGGACACGAAUUGACAGGAGUUGCUGAGCAUGUCUACCGUUCCAUGGAGGAAUACCUGAGAGACUGUCUGAUCCUGGAUCCGGACGAUUCGAAGCCGAAGAAGACUAACGAGUGAUUGACAUGAAAAGUUGAUACGAUGGAAAUGAGAAUGCGAAAAUAAUCAACUUGAAAUCAAAAUACUGAAAAUUGUAUAUCAAAAUGCAACAUUCAUAGCGUCAAAAUGUAAAAUAGUAAUAAUCCAGGCAAGCCUUAAAGCUUCAGAGAUUGAGUAUACUAUACAAGCUGUACUCUACAAUCGGUACUCAUACAUACGUCCUUCCAUGGUCGAAGGCGACAGAUGGUAGUGCUAAAUAUAAACACUGGCAGUGACAUAGAGAAAUAAUAUAAGUACAUUGAGAGGCACGAAAAAGAUAUUGAAAGUGAAAUAUGUUUAAAAUGUUAACAAUUAAAGUGCUUUAAACAGUCACACGUACUUAUAAAAAUAUCGAACUAUAAAGUUAUGGUGAAACUUCCAGAUUUUUUUUCCUGAUUCUCCAUUCAAGAUAUGGUAUUAGGAUUACUAGAGAGCGUAGAAUAUGUAUGUAAUUCUUUUAGCCAUACGGUAGACGCCAAAUAAUUUUUAUUGCUAUGUAGCAAUACAAUGUUGUAUAGAUAACGAAGACAAGAGUGAAUAUUAUAGCAACUAACUAAACCAUGUAAUUGUCAAUUAAUUUAGCAUUCUGUUGAAUUUUUAUAAAAUGAAGUGAAUAUAAUUAGAUAGUAUAUGAAAUUAAUUGAUUUUGUGAAUCGAACGAAAACAUCAGAAGAUAUGCUUUUCGAGCAGUAGGAGAAUUUAUGUUUAUUCGUUUCGAAAAUUCUCGUUGACAAGUAUAUAAAUUCUAUUCACAGAAAAUAUCCCUAUUUUGGAGAUGACAAAAAGGUGUAAAGAACAUUAAAAAAAAAUGAAAUUAAUUAAAGUAUGGUUGUGAAUAUAGUCAAAAAGUGUAAAGUUGAAAUUAUGUUAUAGAAUAAUGAAAUGAAUUAUUAAGCUUAAGUACGUAUAAUACAUUGAACAUAUUGAGACACGAGAUUACUGUAAUUUUUUUCAUAUUCGUUCCCCCUCAAAGACUUUCGUAGUAAAAGGAAAAUCUUUAUCAGUUUGAAAUUAUAGGCAAUAAUAAAAUCCAUUGCUUCCGAAGAAAAUUAACAAUAUUUGUAUUUAUGAAAAAAAUAUUGGAAAUUGUGUAUUAAUUAUGCAUAUAAGAUGUAUUGUAGAGAAUAUAAUUUAGUCACCAAGGCAAUUCAGCGUUCUUGAAAUUGGCCAUUUGUCCUACAUCUCUCGAUAUUCUAAUUUAUAACAUAUACUUAGAGAAUAUUCAUAGGUAAAGAUGGAAUCUAUUAGAAAUAUCAAAUACUCAUUUCUCUGCCACAGCAAUAGAGUAAUAGUGUACAAAUUCAGUGAUAAACAAUUGUGAAAAUACUCAACGAUUUGUUACAAUUUGUUGUCUUCUCUACCAAAGGCCUAGGUUUUACUGAAACAUGAUUAUUUUCUUAAGUGAGAUAUUGCAAUAGUUCCUCACAUAAUUAUUUAAAAUACAAUAUAAUUACUCUAUGAGCAAUUUUAGGCAAGAAUAUAGGGAUGAUCUGAUACAUCAUCAUAGAAACGCAACCCAUCUUCUUCUAUGGGCCGCAAUAGUCUGGAAUAGGUUUAUACAUACAUAUAAAAUAAUAAUGAAGCAUUGAACUUCAAUUAUUUACACAGGAAUUUACUCAACUGCUAAGAAAAUAGUAAAGAAGAAAUACUAAAAUUAAUAUGAAAUAGAAGGAUAAUGUCAUAAAUCAAAUAUUGCCUUGUUGUUACACAGUGUAAGACAGAGUAAGAACACAAAAUAAUACUUUUGAUUUUUCUUUGUGAUAGCAAAUAAUGUCCGGAAUAAAGUUGAAUGGUGAAA